Messenger RNA from Pimephales promelas (fathead minnow), 1309 nucleotides. NCBI's taxonomy places the organism in Eukaryota, Metazoa, Chordata, Actinopteri, Cypriniformes, Leuciscidae. The record is from RefSeq and is a predicted model, not a curated record.
UGCUCUAGAUAUCAUAUAUUUUACAUCAAAAAAUUGUGGAGGGUUCGGGCGUCCUAAAAUGUGUUAAACCUCUUCGACAACUUCAAAUAACUUGAGUGAGCUACAAGAGACCCGCUAUAGUUGUCUUGGAAAACAUUUAAUAAUUAAUGUCUCCACAACAAAUUGAAGUCUUUGGGGCCCCCCUUUGCGUUUCUGUUUGGACAAGAAUAGCCAGAAUGAAACGAGGUAAAAUAAUGUUAUGAUUUUAUGUAUUAAAUACUUAUGUAUAUUACACAACCCAAUGUAAAUAUCAAACAUUUCUACUUGUUUUCAUUCGAACGAUAUCGGCUGGAAUUGUGGAGCGACGAAGUGUGACUGUGACAUCAUAGAUGCUUCCAUGCAAGCGUGAAGAGAGAUUUGUUUGAGCUGCUUUUAGAGUUUUCAAUAGAUUUCAAUCGCACAUUUUUGCUUUCUAUCAAAAUCUCCGUUUACUUUUUGCGACGCAAUGAUGAUUCAGUCAAGGAUUUCAAAUAUACCCUUUUUGGAUAGAGCAAACGACAUGUUCACAACAACGAACAAGAGCCACUUUAAACCAUUUGACAACACCGCCAUUCAGAAAAGAAAUGUUAUACUUCGGCCUGUCUCAACACUUUUACAACGAGGAGACAACAAUUGCCAGAGAAAGCACCAGACAGAGACAGCGUCGUCCUUCACAUCCCAUCCACGAACCCCUGUCACCCUACCAACGAUGACCCACCGCACGAUGCAGAGAACCAACUUUAAAAUGCAUUCUGAGAAAAGGUGUGGAGACUUUGAGACCAACGUUACCCAUGCAGACUUCAAGCCCUUACCGAUGUCUGCAGCCAAAAUAAUUCGUCCCACCACCUCAGUCAGGAUAAGUCUCCCGGGGAGCAAAUUUCCUGAAACUACUCACAGAUCCAGUUACACCAAACAUGAGGUGUCAUCAGACCGCAGGGCAAAGGAAACAGUGAACACAGGUGUCGGGUCAACUCUGAAAGAGAACAAAAAGGAUGAAUUCAGUUCCAGUUAUCAUGAGCAGUUCCAGUACAGAUGGUGUCCUCCUCCACUUCUGUCUGCAGAAAAGCAAAGGAUUCAGAUUUCAUCUGUAGCGAUGGGAGACCGAGAAAAGAAGCUGGGCAAACAAACAACAUAUUCCAGCUCUUUCAGUCAAUCAGGUGCCCACAGCUAUGCUAGGGAAUGUCUGCUUCCCAAGAUAAAUAAAUCCCGGCCCAUCAACCUCCGAGAACAUGCUGAUGAAAAAUGGAUAACAACAUCAUCUGAGGAAUUUCCUGCACACAAAUAUGGAUAA